GCCUCCUCCACGGCCGCCGCCGCGGGGCCCUAAAGCCGCCCGGCUCAAGAGGAUGGUGCGGCUGGCGGCCGAGCUGCUGCUGCUGCUGGGGCUCCUCCUGCUCACCUUGCACAUCACCGUGCUGCGCGGCGGCGGCGGCGAGCCGCAGGCCGGCAACCACAGCCAGCGGCAGAACACACUCACUGCAGAUGGCCCUUCUCAUGAAGACAGCUUCACCCUGAAUCCCGAGGACAGAAGAGAGUACCCUGACCUCCAGGCUGCCCACCGGCCAUUCCCUAAGCAGCGAUUCCGGCAGGAAAACGGACACACGUCCCUGCAAAGAGAUGGACCCAGGUCCUUUCUCCUGGAUCUCCCAAACUUCCCUGACCUGUCAAAAGCAGAUAUCAAUGGGCAGAAUCCCAACAUUCAGGUUACCAUUGAAGUGGUAGAUGGCGCCGACACCGAGACGGACAAGGAUCUGCAGAAAGAAAGCAGCAAGCCUAGCUGGCCAGUCCCAUCACCUGACUGGAGAAACUGGUGGCAGAGGUCCUCCACCUUGACUCGCAUGAGCAGUGGUGACCAGGACUACAAAUAUGACAGCGCUACUGAGGACAGCAACUUCCUAAACCCUCUCGGUGGGUGGGAUAGCCAUGCACCCAGUCACCGGACAUUUGAGUCCAAGGAGCAGCCAGAGUAUGAUUAUAUUGAUGGUGAGGGAGAAUGGAGCCCAUGGUCCCUUUGUAGUGUCACCUGUGGAAGCGGCAACCAGAAGCGGACAAGGUCCUGUGGGUAUGCCUGCACUGCCACCGAGUCACGGACCUGCGACAGGCCCAACUGCCCAGGGAUUGAAGAUACCUUCCGGACAGCUGCCACAGAAGUCAGCUUACUUGCAGGAAGCGAAGACUUCAACGCUACCAAACUGUUUGAAGUUGAUACAGAUAGCUGUGAAAGAUGGAUGAGCUGCAAAAGUGAGUUCUUGAAGAAAUAUAUGCACAAAGUGGUCAAUGAUCUUCCCAGCUGCCCCUGCUCUUACCCCAGGGAAGUUGCAUACAGCACUGCUGAAAUCUAUGAUCGAGGUAAGAGGAAAAACUUUCGCUGGAAAGAUGCAAGCGGUCCAAAGGAAAAACUGGAGAUAUAUAAGCCCACUGCACGCUACUGCAUCCGCUCCAUGCUCUCUCUAGAAAGCACAACGCUUGCAGCACAGCACUGCUGCUAUGAUGAUAAUAUGCAGCUGAUCACCAGAGGGAAAGGGGCAGGUACACCAAACCUUAUCAGCAUUGAAUUCUCAGCAGAGCUCCAUUACAAAGUGGACAUUCUGCCUUGGAUUAUAUGCAAAGGUGACUGGAGCCGGUACAAUGAAGCACGGCCCCCAAACAAUGGGCAGAAGUGUACAGAAAACCCUUCAGACGAAGACUACUACAAGCAAUUUCAAGAAGCAAGGGAAUACUGAUUUUCUUCCUCUUCAGACACAAAAUAGCAUUCAUUUCCUGGAUGCCAAAGAACUAAUAACGGCUGCUGCACAGCCUCCUUGAUGGGGGUUGCUCAGUUUCUUUCUAAUGAAUGUACAUAGCUGUAAUAUAAUAGAUAAGUAUUUUUCAUAGUGUGUGUAAUUUAUAAACAUGUAUCUCUCUCUCACACACACCUGUUUUUACAUAAAACCUGUCCUGGUAGGAUUUUAUACUGCAGUAACAUUCAUUUAAUAAUGCACAUUUAAUUUUAAUCCCCAGCUGUAACCCAAGCGUGAGGUGGGGCAGGGAAGCUGGGCAGCUGCCAUCACCAUCAGUUAGGCCCCCAUGGCCCCAGCUGAGGAGGGAAUAUAUGUAACAGUAGUUCUAAAUAAUCAGGCUGGGGACUUUUCCAUAUGGGAAUGGUUUACAGGAUUAAUGCACCGACAGCGUCAGUUUCCUCUGUACUUGAUUCUAUGACUAGGCAUAUCUAUGAAAGGAAGACUUACUUUUUUAAAGAGCAAUACUCACAAAUGAAUAUAUAGACAGCAUUUUUUUUCUUGGAAUUCUUCCAGUUACCUUCUAGCUCAGGUCUUUGCAGUCCACCUGGGGUAGGCUCACAGGGAGAUGUAAGCUGUGAUUUACCUAUGGAGCAGAAAAAAAAUCCCAAUGUAGUGGUUCUGCAAGAGGUAUACACACACCACUCCUGGAAACAUUUUAGGUACAGAACUACAGCUGCCAGGACUUACAAAUUGUUCUAGGGACUUGGGCUCAUGUCUUGAGUCACAGGGCAGCUACCUGUGAACUAAGUUUGCCAUAAGGCUUUGGAGGAAGGAAUCCAGAGAAGGAAACCAUAUUGAAGAGGAGAAAAAAUAAAAUUACUUCAUUUACUUCCCAGUUUGUAAGAUGAGGGGCAUUUAGAUCUACUUGCUUCUACCUUUUAAGAAAGAAGUUUAUUUUUUAAAAGAGCAGGCAAAGUGGAACACAUGUUUUUAAGUUCCUUGAGCUAAAGCAUACCACCAGCCUCUUACCCAUUUACAUAUACUGAGUGCACAAUGUCCUACAGAAGAAGUUAAUUCCUUGAGGAAGCUGUCUGGAAGGAGCUAUUGGUGAGUUAAAAUGUCCUUUUUUUUUUUUUAAAGCUAGCAUUAUUUUUGUAAAGUAUUUAUUGAAUUGUAACAAGAAAACACAUGUGGGGUAUGUGUCUAACAUGAAAGGCUUCUCUAGACAGAACUUGACUGCCAGGAGUAAGACUGGGUUUAGGCAAAAGUUUUACUUCCCAAUUUUUAUGCAAUGCAAGUUCACGUACAUCAUCCUGUAAUUCAGCAGCAGAUACUUCCACUCUCGUGAAAGAAAAUCACAACACCGUGGGCAAAUAAAAGCAGUUCCAUCCUUUGAAAGGCUGUCUUGCUGCAAGUCAGUGUCUUCACUUGGAAAGCUAGGCGCUAAAUCAUCCUGCAGCAAUGCCUGUUUUGGGGUUACAUGGUGUGAUGCACAGGUGCGCACUGUGUGUGAAAUCUUGCCUAGCAGUGAAGCCAGUCUUGCAUCUCAGUCAGCCUUAGCUGAAAGAUUCAAGACAGCUAUGAGGAACAAAUUCCUCCUGCUCUGUAUGUGCACACAGACUUACUGUAAAUCUUUUCUCCAGCUCUGCUGGCCUUUCAGGUGCUGGUUGCUUGUGCUUGUGGUGGGUAGUACCCUCAGCAUUAACAGAUACAUAGUAAGUCUGCUGUCUUUGGGAACUGUUUGGCUCAUGCUGGUCUGCCCAGAUGGUGCAGAUUAGAGCACUGUGAAGCAGCCUGGGCCUUGGACUCCCACCCUGAGCAAAGUUGUGGUGCAUAAGCUGCAAAGGCUCUCUGACUCUGCCAGAUCUACCAUAACAGACUGCAGAACAUGGUGACACAACAUCGUUAGUUAGGCAAGAGGAGAUCACCCCUUGAUUUUUAUAGAAACCAGGUUUUGCAAGUUCUUGCAAAGUCCUAGGGAGCCACCAGCAAGCAGAGCUGGUUAAAUUGACAGCAGCUGGAAGAAAGGCGUAAGCAGCUCCAGGACCAGUCAGGUAGCAGGGCAGACAGGUAUUUUCUGCCACACUGAGGGGAAGGCUAUGCUUUUUGCUUCACUUGGCAGUGAUAGGGUAACGACAGCCCCAGAUUUCCCUGGGACAGCGAUAAGAGUGCUGUCACAGUUCCUGAAAUGUAGCAUACAUCUCUGCAGUCCACAGAUUAAUAAGUUAUUGUCUUGUCAAGAAAUGCUACUACACCAUUAAUAGGGAAUAUAACAAAUAAAGUGUCAGGGAAGAGGAAAAAAUAUUCUAAUAAAUGAAAUGACGCACCAAA
Molecule: messenger RNA, 3757 nt
Organism: Pogoniulus pusillus (Red-fronted tinkerbird)
Lineage: Eukaryota; Metazoa; Chordata; Aves; Piciformes; Lybiidae
Gene: ISM1
Product: isthmin 1
Exons: 6
Coding region: 53-1429 (458 amino acids)
Biological process (GO): negative regulation of angiogenesis
Source: RefSeq, a predicted model, not a curated record